Sorex araneus (European shrew) is the source of this 2118-nucleotide messenger RNA. RefSeq names its product spermatogenesis associated 17 (gene SPATA17). Bases 200 to 1282 code for a protein of 360 amino acids. Gene Ontology annotation, cellular component: spindle pole. Gene Ontology annotation, molecular function: protein binding. NCBI's taxonomy places the organism in Eukaryota, Metazoa, Chordata, Mammalia, Eulipotyphla, Soricidae. The transcript has 11 exons. Gene Ontology annotation, biological process: establishment of meiotic spindle localization; spindle organization; mitotic cell cycle. The record is from RefSeq and is a predicted model, not a curated record.
GGGGGUCCGGCCCGCCCCGCGCCCCGCGGCCGCCCCCGCUCCCGAGCAGCCCAGACCGCGCGGGGGCCGCGGAAACACAGGAGCGCGAGCGGAGGCGCGGGCGCGCGGCGCCGUCCCCCCCGGCGGGCAGUGCGGCUUGGUCGGGCCCGGUCGCCAUGGCGACGGAGAGUAACACCCGGGCACAGUCGCCGCCGAGGCCAUGGCCACGCUGGCCCUCCUGCAGGCGCGGUCCAAGGUCCUGGGUCAGCACUACUAUUACAAGAACAGUGUUGUGGAUGGAUUUAGGAAAAAGGAAAAUGAUGCAGCAGUUACAAUUCAGAGUUGGUUCAAAGGAUGUCGAGUCCGUGCAUAUAUCAGGUAUUUACACAAAAUGGUAACAAUUAUUCAGAAAUGGUGGAGAGGUUACUUAAGCAGACAAGCAUAUCAAAUAAAAGUAAAGGAAGCAUGUUACACUAUGAAGAUGAAUCUCUACAAUGCAAUGGCUGUCAAGAUUCAGAGACAAUGGAGAGGCUAUAAGAUCCGGAAGUACUGUUUUAAUUAUUUUUAUUUGAAGGAGUACCUGAGAGCUGUUUCAGAGACCAAUGAGGCAAUAAGGGAGGCCCUGGAGGAGUUUGCUGAGAUGAAAGAAAGAGAAGACAAGAAGGCCAGGCUGGAGCGGGAAGAGAAGAGGCAAGCAUACUUGGCCCGUAAGAUGCAUUACCUGCUCAGCACCCACCAGAUUCCAGGUGUCUAUAAUUCCCCGUUCAGGAGCGAGCCUGACCCCUGGGAGCUGCGCUUACAGAAGGCAAAGCCCCUCUCGCACCCCCAGAGGCAAGAGGUGCCCACGCUGGGCCUGAAUGACUGGCUGGCAUGCACGAGCACCCGCUCCUUCCCACGCUCCCACGUCCUGCCACCCAUCAACAGGAAGAAGUGCCAGGGACCCUUCCGCAACAUUACCGAGGUGUUGCAGCAGCGGUACAAGCCUCUGCAGCCCACACUGCAAGAGGCAGAGCCCUUCAACGACCUGAAGGAGGCCAGAAAGGAGCUCAGGAAGCUGGAGAGCAGCCGAAACGUCCAGGAACAAGCGUUUUUGCCAUUUUCUAACUACCAUAAAAAUGAGAAGUAUCUCCCAAUGAUUCACACGUCCAGCAAGUAUGGUCCUGAUUCAUAUGGGUCUAAGAAAUUCAGAGAUGAAAACCCUGACAAGUGGGUCUGUAGCAAGGAUUUCCAAACUGUGCUACAAUCUUUUGAGCUCUUCUCCAACUUUGGAAAAUUAUAUUCAAGGGCUGGAUCAAUUAUAUAAAGGUCUUUUCUCCAAAACAUAUACAGUGGUAAUAGAACUGGCAAAAGCCUGACAUACUUCUUCUCUCUAAUUAAUACAACAGAGUUCUACACAAUACAAUAAAAAUAUUGAUGGUGCCCUGAAGCAAAGCUAUUUCUCAGUACUGUUUUAUGCAUUAAAGAUUAGAAUACUUCAUUUGUGGUGUGUGUUACUUGAAGUAUGAGUUGUCUUUGAGGAUUCCUAAAAGGUAGAUUCUAGUGUCUGUGAUUAUUCAAGUUUGCAACAUAGAGAAGAACUGAGAUACCCAGGUAAGCUCUCAGGGAAUGUUUGGCUUAAUUGUUAAGGUGUUUUAGAAUAGAUAGGUUAUUAAUGUCAAAGCUAGACUAGGUAUUUUCAGCCAAACAUAAAGUAAGUAUUGGGUGAAGAUAGUAAAGAGCACUAGAAUUAAAGGGAAAGAGGCACCAAUAAGAAGUCUGCAUGGAAGAAUCCACAGGCAUUCUUACACAUAAAGAACCUAGGGGAAAGUUCUGGUCCAUGGAAAGAGCACAGGAGAUUUCAACUACAUAGGUUGUUUAGGAUCAAUGAUGGGUUUUCUUUCCUUUGUACAUAUUCUCAUGCUCCAGCAAGGAAGUUUGGAUGUUAAAUAAGGAUAGCAAUUUUUAACUUUAAACUACUUCAAAGAAAGACAUAAAUGGAAAUGUGAAAUAUUCUGAGCUAAUGGAAAAGCAUAUAUAAUGCCCAUUGGAAUUAGCGUCCCAAGGGUUUAUAAAGAAUCACUACCCAUUGCAGCAUUUAUCUAGUGCUUGUGAUUCAUAAUAUGAAGCCGUCUCAAUAAAAUUUUUCUUCUUUGUGUGUGA